AUCACAUAAACGCGACAGGAUCGUUUUCAAAUAUAGAGUCAAUUUCAACUGCCAUUACUACCAACUUGGAAUUCCAUUCGCUUGCUUCGGAUUUUUCUAUGCAUUCGCUGCAAAAGUGUCCAAUCUAGUCAACUCCUAUAAUGCUUGGUAUACUAAUAUCAUCCUCAAUCAAACCUGAACUCCAUCCAUGCGGGUUAACAUGCUAAGGAACCCGUGUCUGUAUGCUACAGAAUGAAAUCUUCGGCCUACUCCGCUUCCCAACGCGCAUUUCUUUUCCUGUUUCCCUUCCUUUCAAAGUCGAGCUCGUUCUGUUAUGUCUGGUCGCGUGUCGAAUACAUCCUGGACCGCCUCAACCCGGCCAUCGGCCCCUUCGUCUUCUUCAUCUACGGUGAACAGAUCCAUGCUCGGCUCUUGCCAAGAGUGUCGGUUCUGCACAUGGAUCCGGCUACCUCGCCUACCACUCCGCCUCGUCGCCUCUCGUGCCCUCGCGACGACCGCCUGCGCAUGCCCGAGUGUGGGUUCCGGCGCAGCGAUGAUGGCGAUCGACGGCACGACCACGGCACUGUCUGCCUUCGAGACCGCAGCGUUCUCCGUCCCCGCGGCCGACUUCUCCGCACCAGCGUCCUGCUUCGGUCGGUGGUAGAUCUCAUGCAGCGAGCCGUGGUUGCCCGCCACGUAUCGUGCCCAGCGUCGAGCCAGGGAGGUUCGGAGCCGUGUAGAGUUCGAGUGGAAACCGUGUUGCUCGGACGGGAGGAUCCCGGCGCUCAUGGCGAGGGGGUCUUCGUCCUCGGCGAGGGUAAUAAAGUGCGCGAAAGGAUCCUCGUUGAUGUCGGGGAGGUGGUCCUGUGGCGGUUGAUGAGGGUGAGUGAGACUCUCUCGGGGGAGCAAAGGGGGCCAGGAAAACGUGCGGCGGUGCUUCCGAUCGUGAUGCAUCUUGAACGAUGUGGAUAGCGGACUUCGAGCUGCAAACGACGGUUUGGAACGGAUAAGGAUAUUGCCUGGAAAAGUACGAUUCUCAGAACUAUUAAAAGACCCGGCCUGAGGCCGGCCGAUGAGCGCGCUCGACGAAGUAACGACGGAAAUCUGCAACGCAAUGGGCUCAGUAACGACUGGUGAUGGCCAGGAAGGAAAAUCGGGAACAGAUUUGGGGGCGAGCAUGGCGGAUUUAUAUGUAUGCAUGACCCUAACGAUGCAGACGUCAGAGCCGCGUGCAAGACCUAUUCGUCCCUUAAGGCGGAGCACGCGCAACGGGUUGCGACAUCUCCACCUUUUAUGAAUCACUCCAGGCGGACGCACGUGUGCUGCCUAUCACGG
Messenger RNA from Eremomyces bilateralis CBS 781.70, 1314 nucleotides. RefSeq lists its product as uncharacterized. The record is from RefSeq and is a predicted model, not a curated record. NCBI's taxonomy places the organism in Eukaryota, Fungi, Ascomycota, Dothideomycetes, Eremomycetales, Eremomycetaceae. Bases 232 to 951 code for a protein of 239 amino acids. The transcript is spliced from 2 exons.